GGCUGUAAAGUGUAUGUGAUGGGUCAAGAUUGUUGUUUCAUGGCCUUAACCUUUUCACCUCAUUAAUUACUGCAUUGUGGUUUAUGCAGGUGAAGAGUGUUGAAGAUGGAUUUUUGGGUUCGUGGCAUUUGGGUACUGUGGUUAGUUGUAGUGAUUUGAUUCGUGAAGUUGAAUAUGAGUUUAUAUGGUCAGAGCGGGGUUCUGGCAAAUUGGUUGAAGUGGUAAACAUUUCUCCAAUAAUUGAUGGGGUCCUACCUGAUGAUGAACGGCCAGUUCAUCAAUGUGGCAUGAUCAGGCCAUCGCCACCUCCUUGUGAAUUUGGCAGCUGGCCUUAUGGUCAGUGUGUUGAUUGCUUCUACCAAGAUGCGUGGUGGGAGGGUGUAUUAUUUGACCGUGAGGAAGGUCAUGAGGAGAGAAAGGUCUUCUUCCCAGAAUUGGGUGAUGAAAUGAAGGCAAAGAUAGACAAGUUGCGUAUAUCUCAAGACUGGGAUGAGGUUACAGAAGUAUGGACGCCCCGUGGCACAUGGACUUUUCUUCAAGUGAUUGAGGAAAUUAAGAAGCUAAACCCACUCUUAGUUUCGGUUAAACAAAUUUGGUAUGAAGUGCAGCUGAAGGAUGAUUUUGAUGAACAUCUCAAGCAGUGGACAUCUUCUUCGAAAGAUAUUUGGAGGAAACUGGUGAAGGAAGUUGUGCAUGACAGUACAAAGUUAACUGUCAAGCAUUUUCUUUCUGAACUGAACUCCUCACAGAUCUUUGGAGAGGGAUGUCAGUCGCUCGAAUUUUCAGAACCUGCAUUUAUAGCUGAACUGAACCCUAAAGUGUACUUUGCACCCUUUACUGAAGCUGCUUGCACAUUAGAUAGUGCGGCCACACUGCCUAUGGAUCAGGAUCUUUCCGAUCUUCAACCUGUAGAAAAGCUAUUUGUUUCGGAGGAGUCUGCACCUGCCACAGAGGAUGUUCAAAUGACUGGUAUUUUGUCCAGUACUGAGAGUGAACUACCGACUUUUGCGAAUUCUAAGCGUGGCAGGGGGAGACCUAGAAAACUCAAGAAGAUAUUCAAGGGACGGACCCGGGUUGGUGAACCUGACUCUUGUCGAGGGGCAAACUCGACAAAAAUAAUUAAGGAGAAGAUAUUCGAGGAUGUUUCCCCUCUUCAACAGCCUGUGGAUCAGGAUGUUCCUAAUCUUCAACAGCCUUUGGAUCAGGAUAUUUCAGAUCUUCAACCGGUAGAGAAGCAACUUGUUUCAGAGAAGUCUGCACCUGCCACAGAGGAUGUUCUAUUGAGUGGUAUUGAUAUUUAUAGUUCAUUUCCUCGAAUAUUCGUCUGUAUCACCACACAUGAUUUCUAUGUUUUACUUCUGCCUAUUGAUGACAUUGCAGGUAUUUUAUCCAACACCAAGAGUCAGCCACUGACUAUUGCGAAUUCUAAGGCUUGCAGAGGGAGACCUCGUACAAAGAGGAAGAUAUAUGAGGGGCAGACUGUGGUUGGUGAACCUGCCUCUUGCCCAGACACAACCUCAACAGCAACAUUUAACAAGCCGCCUAGUGAUGAGACUGCGGGUAUUUUGUCUAGUACCACACAGACUUUGGAGAAUUCUAAGCCUCGCAGAGGGAGACCUCCUAAAAGGAUGAAGACAUUGAGUGAACCUGACUCUUGCCCAGAAGCAACCCUGAUAAAAGAAUUAAAGAAGCCGACUAGUCAUCAGAUUGCUGGUAUUUUGUCCAAUGGCAAGUGUGUGAAUUCUAAGAGUCGCAGGGGAAGACUUGCUACAAAGAAGAAGAAAUUUGUUUGGCAGUCACUGUCUGUUGAACCUGACUCUCGCCUAAAAGUAAUAACUAAGUGUAUGCCAUCUAUGUCCUCCAUAAAAAAAUUUAAGAAGCAUCUGUUAUGGACGGGCUGGAAAUUUGAACUCAAAAGGGAGGGUGGUAAGGUUAAGAAAAGUUAUGUUGCUCCAAAUGGAACGGUAUGUGUAUCAAUUAGUGAAGUUUGCCAGGUGUUGGAAGAGUCAAAAAUUUGUGAGGUAGUUCCCCCAGUUGAACAAAGUAGUUUACAUGGUGAGACUGAUAACUCCACCCAGUCUCCUUGCAUGGAAAGACCAACAUGCAGAGAGGUGCCUGAGUUGCAUAAAGAAACAAUUGCUGAGACUGAAGAAAUAAGUAUUGAGCCUGGGAGAACAGGCAUUCACAGAGGUGACACUGAUAACUCCACCCAGUCUCCUUGUAUGGAAAGACCAACAUGCAGAGAGGUGCCUGAGUUGCAUAAAGAAACAAUUGCUGAGACUGAAGAAAAAAGAAUUGAGCUUGAAGAAGAGCUUGAAGAAACAGAGAUUCCGCAGCAAGAAACAGGAAUUCAGAAUGAAGAAAUAAAUACUGAGCCUGGAGAACCAAGAAUUGAGCCUGAAAUCUGCCGCCAAGCUGUAAUUGACUAUUGUUUACCGAAAUCUCAAGACAUUUCUGCCUAUCAGAAGUCCUAUAGAAAUGGGGUGAAGAUAGGGGAUACAGCCCUAAAGGCUAAGAAUUACCUAGUUUCAAUUGGAUGGAAAUUAAUUCCUGCUGGGAAGAAUGACAAGAGAAUUCGUUACUGUUCUCCAGAAGGAAAAACUUUUCUGUCUUUUCGGGAAGCUUGCAAAUGGUGUGUGAAAAAGUGGGAAGCUGAAAGCCACUUACCAGAACAAGUGUCUUCCCAGUCAGCAGUGGUGGAUAAACCUCUGAUCUCCCUUUUAAGGGAAUCAAGAAAGAAGAGAAAGCAUGCGGAUGUAAAAUCCAGGCCUUCUCUCAAAAAAGGAGAUGGUGAUAUGCGAUCAAGUAAAAGAGCUCGAAAGGUGGCUCCUUCUUCCUCUAAUCAAAUACCUCGAACAGUUUUAUCUUGGUUGAUAGACAAAAAUGUGGUCCUGCCACGUGCUAAGGUAAAAUAUUGCGAAAAGAAGAAUGGUAAUCCAAUGGCAGAAGGGCGGAUAACUCGUGAAGGAAUCAAAUGCAAUUGCUGCCAAAAAAUAUUUGGUCUUCGUAACUUUGAAGCUCAUGCUGGGAGCAUCUGUAAUAGACCUUCAGCAAAUAUAUAUUUGGAGGAUGGAAGGUCUCUUCUCGAGUGUCAAAUGCAGAUGAAACACAAACAUAGUAUAGAAAACAAAGAGGGUAGCCAUUUUACCGAAAAUGACUAUAUAUGUUCUGUGUGUCAUUAUGGUGGUGACUUAAUACUCUGUGAUGGAUGCCCUUCUUCAUUUCAUCCUGAUUGCCUUGGGGUUAAGGUAUCUCUUUCAUACUGUGUAUUGUAUUUCUUUUUCUUAAUCUUCAAUCAAAAAGCCAAUUGCUUUAUUUUGCAUUUGUUUAAACAGGAGGUUCCAGAUGGUGACUGGUUUUGCCCAUCAUGCUGUUGUAAAGUGUGUGGUGAGAGCAGAUUUGAUAAAAACAGAAAACAAUUUACAGAUAACACCCUUCUCAUUUGUUGUCAGUGUAACCAUAAAUAUCAUGCUCAGUGUGUGAGAAACAACGGUCUUGAAAAACUGGAUGAUUUUCCUGUAGGAAAUUGGUUGUGCAACAAAAGUUGUAAGCUGAUAUGUUUGGGUAUGCGUCUGCUCCUGAAGAAAUCGGUUAUAGUGGGUAAUGAUAACCUCACCUGGAGACUGUUGAAAUAUACAGAACCUGAUGAUGAGUCCAGUGUGGAGAUCUAUAGCCGACUUUGUGUCGCUUUGAAUGUGAUGCACGACAGCUUUGAACCGGUCAAAGAACGUCUCACGGGGAGAGACAUCGCAGAAGAUGUCAUAUUCAGUAGAUGGUCCGAGCUGAACCGGUUAAAUUUCCAAGGCUUCUACACCGUACUGUUGGAAAGAAAUGACGAACUCAUUUCAGUAGCGACCGUAAGGGUUUAUGGAGAAAAGGUGGCAGAGAUCCCACUUGUUGCAACACAAUUUCAGCACCGCCGACUUGGAAUGUGUCGCAUUUUAUUUAAUGAGCUUGAAAAGACACUCGCGGGAUUAGGAGUUGAGAGGCUAGUAUUGCCAGCUGUCCCUGGUGUCCUAAACACAUGGACCACUAAAUUUGGUUUCUCAGUUGUGAAACAAUCAGAGAGAGCAAACUUCUUUGAUUACACUUUCCUUGAUUUCCAGGGUACGAUAAUGUGCCAGAAGAUCCUUGAAAAGACCCCUGCCAAAGCCCAGCAAACACAUGUCGACAAUACAAACAGCAAAGACAACGUUGAAUCGGAUGACAAUGUUGCUGUUUCGGAGGUGUUUCAAGCGACACAAGUUGAGGGUUGUGCAACUGUGGACCAAGGACAUGUGGGGUAUAAAAUGUCAUUCCAUAGUAAUAAAUUUCUUAGUUAUUGGAUCCUUGUCAUAAUUAACCAUCAUUUGUUAUGUUUAACAGGUUAACCAACAAGCUUGAUCAACCUUAGCAGCCUACCUUGCCAGUGAUCAUCGCAAUGAUAGUGGCCUGGUAACAUGCUACAAGCUGAGUCGGAUAAAUCGUCAUGUAUAAAUCAAGCUUUUUUCAGAAGAGGUGAUACUCAACAGUGAGCUGGUGAUUUCUUGAGGAAAAAAGGUUGAACCAGCAGAGGAGCUGUGAGUCCCUAUCUCUUACAGGAUAGUUAUUUAAAAAACCUGGAUAUUUUUAUUCAGGUUUAAUAUUUAGUUUUCCUCCUUUACAAAAAGUAGGAGGGAAUUUAUUAAGACUAUGAUAUAUGUAAAUCUGAUUAGAUUAGUUCAAAUUGGCCUUAGCAGCUUUUGUAUUGUUCCUGAUAGUAUCAUACAUAGAGCCAGAUUUUCAUUGGCUUUCAUAUAUGUUGUUUUACCUAGAACAGAGUUUAUUUCUUGACUGCUAAUAUUAAAAAAGCGAAGCUUUUGCUGAGAUGCAAGUUGUACCC
Messenger RNA from Solanum stenotomum, 4861 nucleotides. RefSeq lists its product as uncharacterized. The record is from RefSeq and is a predicted model, not a curated record. Lineage: Eukaryota; Viridiplantae; Streptophyta; Magnoliopsida; Solanales; Solanaceae. Gene Ontology annotation, molecular function: acyltransferase activity, transferring groups other than amino-acyl groups; transcription corepressor activity; DNA binding. Gene Ontology annotation, biological process: negative regulation of DNA-templated transcription.